GGAACCCUCAUCACGUGAUGCGCAAAUCAUCAACAGCUCUUCCCCGUCAAGGAGGGGGACGUUUCGUAUUGUCUUAGUAAUGGCGGACACGUGUGGCCAAGUACUGCUUGGGUCUGGGCUGACUGUCCUUUCCCACCCCCUUAUGUACAUCAAGGUGUUAGUUCAGGUUGGGCAUGAACCUCUCCCUCCAACUUUAGGCAGGAAUCUAUUUGGCCGACAAGUGUACCAGCUUCCAGGGCUCUUUGCAUAUGCCAAACACAUCAUAAAGAUUGAUGGGAAAGCAGGCCUGUUUAAGGGUCUCACCCCAAGGCUUUGUGCUGGGACCAUUGGAACUAUCGUCCAUAGUAAAGUGUUGCAGAAAUGCCAGGAGGAAAAAAUUGAGGUGGUGGGAAGCAGUCAGAAAGCAGAGGAAGGUUCUCUGCAAAAUGUAGUAAAUGAGACCACUAAAGAAAUGAUUGCACGUUCCUGUGCCACAAUUGUCACACACCCCUUUCAUGUGAUCACUCUCAGAUGCAUGGUACAGUUUAUUGGUAGAGAAGCCAAAUACAGUGGCGUCUUUGACUCCAUUAUUACAAUCUACAGAGAAGAAGGAAUCCUGGGUUUUUUUGCCGGACUCAUUCCUCGUCUACUUGGUGACGUUUUUUCGUUGUGGAUCUGCAAUAUGCUCGCUCACUUCAUCAACACAUAUGCUAUAGAUGACUCGAUGAGUCAUACAGGAGAGAUAAAGAACUGCUCUCAGGCUGUGACUGGGUUUUUUGCCAGUAUGCUGACGUAUCCAUUUGUAUUGGUGUCCAACUUGAUGGCUGUAAAUAACUGUGGGCUGGCUGGAGGUCUUCCACCUAAUGCUGCUGUUUAUCCCAACUGGCUUCACUGCUGGAGUCACUUGAGCCGAGAGGGCAACAUGAGCAGAGGCAACAGUCUGUUCUUCAGAAAGUUGCCAGCAGGGAAGACGUAUGCCAUCGAGCAGAAGAGAUUUUUCUGAAUGGAAAGCUAUAAGCAUAGUCUUUAAUUAUGAUAAUAUAAUUGAACUGGCCCAAGAAGUUGGACUCCCAAUACUUUGUAUGCACUUGUUUAUUAUAACAGACUUUUUUUUUCUUUCUUUCUUUUUGAUAAUCAGACUGCAUCAGCAUCCAGGAUUAUUUCUGUUAAUUUUAUUACAUUAUUUUCACUGUAUGGUGAUUUGCUUUGAUUUGAAAACAUAAAGAGCUUUAUUUUUAUUUAUACCCAGGGAUUUGUAUACAUACCACAACAAAUAAACCCUAAUAGAAGUGUUUCAGAGUAGCAUUUGAGGGUGCUUUCCCAACCGUAAGUCCAUACCAGCCCCUAUACCAUCUGUGCCUGAUUCCAGUGCAGGCUCUUUUCAUUCUUCUGCUUUUUGUUCCCAUUGACCCCAAAAAUUAUGGUCAUCAGUCCUUACACACCUGUUGUUGUCCCUACUGUCUAAUGUACUGACUGACAGACAAGAAGUGUUCCACCCUGUGAAUAGCAGACUGACAGUAAAGUGAAUCCAGCAGCAGGUCCAUUUUGAGCCACAUGUGUCAGUUGGUGUAUGUGUGUGUUUAUGUAAGAGAACGGUAAUGCAGCGCCUUAGUCUCAGCCUCAGUUGGCAGCCUACAGACCACCCACAGUCCGUGCUCUAACCCUGCCGUUUUAGUCAAAGGUCUGGCUAUGCGAGACUAGGAGCACCUUGAGUUAAUGCAGUCCCUAGCUUUAAAUACCAGAUGUGGUCCUAGGGUGCAUCUCAAUCAGCUCCCUAGCUCCCCAUGUCGUCAAUCAUUAUAUCAUAAACUCGGACACUUUGGGACACUUGUGACUUAAUCACUUGCGACACAAUUACAAGCUCACGCAUUUAAACACAGCUGGUAAUAAUCAACAAAGUUGCUGUAUAAAUGGCAUGAAUUUUGGCUGUAGUUAUUCAAACGCACAGGAUCAUUAUGAAAAAGAAGUGUUAUUUUAACCUUCUAACAACUAUAAUUUAAAAGAUUGUUUCCCAUUCAUGGUCAUUAUGGAUUAAAGACAUUACAAACAACUCUUUUAAAGAGAAAAUAAGGCUUUGACUUCAUAGUUUUACACUUGUGCUUGUCUUCUAAUGACUUGAAAGUCUUCAGAAGAUAUAGCAACGUUUCCAGUAAGGGAACACAGUGAGCUACGAUGCUGCCUGGUUUUUACGUUGCAUUCUGGGAAUUUUUUGGAAACUAACCUUUCAGUACACUGUGGCAACUCCCUGAACAGUGCCCUGACUACUGAACUAGGGAGCUGAUAGAGAAGCACAUCUAGUUUUGGCAUUGCUUUGCUAGGCUUGACCACACCCUGGUGACUUCAUUAAGAGCCUCUGGCUCCGUAGCAGUGAGUGAGUUAUAACAGCCUGAGGUGUGGCGUCCACAUGUCCAUCAGAGCUCUUGAUUGCAUUCAGAAUAAAGAGAUUUUUAUUUCUAUUGACAUUCUAAUUGACCCAAAUAAACGUAAUGCCAAAAGA
Messenger RNA from Myxocyprinus asiaticus (Chinese sucker), 2476 nucleotides. RefSeq names its product mitochondrial carrier homolog 2-like. The coding region runs from base 80 to 982 and encodes 300 amino acids. Gene Ontology annotation, biological process: positive regulation of apoptotic process. The record is from RefSeq and is a predicted model, not a curated record. Lineage: Eukaryota; Metazoa; Chordata; Actinopteri; Cypriniformes; Catostomidae. Gene Ontology annotation, cellular component: mitochondrion; membrane. The transcript has 13 exons.